AUGGCGCCCAACCUUAAAAUGAUGGGCGUGACGCUCACUCUGGCGAUCACCACGCGCUCCGUGCUGGACACCGAAAACUCCUAUGAAGCAGCAGGGUCACUUGACGCCGAGGUGACGCUGCCUCCAGAGCCUCGUCUCCUUGAGAUUCCAUGCCAGAGGGGGAAAUUCGCCUUCUGAUUCCGUUUCGUUUUGUGUUUGGCAACGAAGUUUACCGUCCUGAAAACGAGGAACAAAACGAAAAUUCCUGAGAUUUUCUCAGGAAUUCUCAAACUGCUUAAGUGCUCUAUUGAAAAUAACUCAACAAGUAACAACACCAAACGACAGAAUUUUUAACGA
Messenger RNA from Phytophthora nicotianae INRA-310, 336 nucleotides. RefSeq lists its product as hypothetical. Lineage: Eukaryota; Oomycota; Peronosporomycetes; Peronosporales; Peronosporaceae. The record is from RefSeq and is a predicted model, not a curated record. Bases 1 to 177 code for a protein of 58 amino acids. The transcript has 2 exons.